AUGUCUGGCGCGAACGUUGCAAUCAUUGGCGUAGCCUGUCGGUUUCCAGGCAAAGCAACCACUCCCAGCGGCUAUUUGGAUAUGCUUAUGGAAGGUGGCGAUGCAUGGACCAAAGUUCCCAGCUCUCGGUACAAUGCGGAUGCAUUUCAUCACCCAUUUCAAGGUCGCAGAGGCAGCAUAAUCUGCAACGGGGGCUACUUCCUCAAGGACGACAUUGCCAAGUGGGAUGCUCCGUUUUUUGGCCUUCCAGCCGCCGAAGCACGAGCAGUUGACCCUCAGCAGCGUUUGCUGCUCGAGCUCGCAUAUGAGAGCCUCGAAAACGCGGGUGUAUCUAUAGAGUCCAUCGCUGACACAGAUAUGGGCUGCUACAUGGGGACAGUUGCCUCGAACUACAAGGGCGUCAUCGGUCGAGACCCUCUUGAUACUCCUCGAUACACCAUUGUCGGAUGUGCGUCCUCAAUGCUGGCCAAUCGCAUCAGCUGGUUUCUCAACAUUCGGGGCCCUUCGGUCACACUCGAUACAGCUUGCUCCAGCUCUGCCGCAGCCCUGCAUCUUGCAUGCGAAGGCAUCAAGUCCAGUUCCAGCACGACUCGUUGUGCACUGGUUGGGGCUUCGAAUCUGGCUUUUGAUCCAGACGAUCUAAGUGCGUUCAGUGCUCUGGGGUUUCUCAGUCCCGAAAGCCACUGCUUCGCUUUUGACGCACGUGCGAACGGCUACGCGCGAGGCGAGGGUGUUUCUGUCUUGGUGCUCAAACACCUGGACGAUGCUAUUCGGGACGGUGAUCCCAUUCGAGCUGUGAUCAAAGCCACUGGCAUGAACUCAGAUGGAAGGACAGCGGGUAUUGCCCUCCCAAGUUCUCAUGCUCAACAGCGUUUGAUUAGUAGCACGUACGCACUUGCUGCAUUGGACCCGAAUGAUACGCAAUACGUGGAGAUGCAUGGAACAGGCACUAAAGCUGGCGAUCCGGCUGAGAUGCAAGCUGUCUUGGGCGCUCUGGCGGGACAGCGGCCCUCGACACUCUAUUGCGGCUCAGUGAAGACACAAAUUGGUCAUCUGGAAGCCGCGGCGGGAGUUGCUGGUAUUGUCAAAUGUAUCCUGGCCAUGGAGGUAGGUGUGAUUCCUCCGAAUCGCAACUUCGAAACGCCCAACCCAACUCUGGCACCUGAGAUCGCACAGGGCCGAGUUGCCAUCCCAACAACUCCCUUACCAUGGCCCAGCUCCAGUGCAGUGAGGCGUUGUUCCGUGAAUAGUUUCGGUUUUGGCGGAACGAACGUUCACAUCGUGCUCGAAGCGGCAACGAACUCCCGUGGCAUCGUGAAGACACCGCAUCCGGAGUCUAAAGGGUUGCCGUUCAUUUUUGUGCUGUCUUCGCCGGUGCGAGACGGUGUUGCGCGCCAGUGCAAGGCUCAUUAUAACUACGUUGAAAGGCUCGGUACGUCCAAUCACCGCGAGUCUUUCUUGCCUGAUCUGAUGUAUACACUCAACCAACGACGAUCCAUCUUCCGAUGGCGACAUGCUGUCUUGGCUCGGGACAUUAACGAGCUGUUAACUGGCUGGGCUGAAAGCCGUAUCGUCCCUACGAAAGCAUUGAAAGCCCGAGUCGCGCUCCUGUUCACAGGACAAGGAGCACAGUGGCCGGGAAUGGGUCGUGAGCUAGUGCUCCAUCCCAUCUUCGCACAGUCCAUCCGUGCAUCGGCAACAUGUCUACGAGAGCUAGGGGCUGAAUGGGAUGCAGAGGUCGAGCUCUUGGCGCCGAAGUUGGGGUCACGGAUACAUACGGCCGAGUUUUCGCAACCCCUGUGUGCCGUGCUGCAAAUGGCUCUGGUGGACUUGUUCUCGUACUGGGGAUUAUCACCCGUUGCGGUCGUCGGGCAUUCAUCCGGCGAGAUUGCCGCAGCGUAUGCGGCUGGUGCUUUAGGUCGACGUGACUGCCUCACAGUUGCGCUUCACCGGGGCAUCAUCUCUCAGGCGGCUCAAGAGCAAAGUCCGGGUCGCUCGAUGAUGGCCGUGGGAUUAUCCAGUGGUCAGAUACAACAAUACCUGGACGACAACAUUACGUUGGCUUGUAUCAACAGUCCUGAGAGCGUGGCGGUUGCCGGGCAUAAGGGUUGCUUGGACACACUGAGGGCCUCAUUGCAGAGCGAAAGCAUCUUUUGCCGAAUGCUGCGCGUGGACAUUGCGUAUCACAGUCCACAGCUGUUCCCCUUUCGUGACGAGUAUCACGGCCGCAUUGCAGGCAUUACGCCCAACACCGACAGCAACGACCAUGCCGCUGUCCACUUCUACUCAACGGUGUACGGUCGUCGGAUUCCACACUCGCAGCUCAACGCAGACUAUUGGGUCGCAAAUCUGUGCUCGACCGUCGACCUGGUGUCUGCGCUAAACAGUCUUAUGGACAGCAGCGUAGAAUCUGUACCCGACAUCAUGGUAGAGAUUGGUCCACACGGCGGAUUGGCCGCCCCCUUCAACGAGUUCCGCCGCACUCGAGAAAGUUGUGAUGAUAUGUUCUACUGCAGUGCACUAUCCCGUCAAGUGGACGCAAACACUACAGCCAUGGGCGCCGCGGCUUCUCUUUGGGCACGUGGUGUCUCCCUUGACUUGAAGAAGCUCAACGAAAGGCCGAAUUCAGCUCCUGACAAGGCAGUUCUCACCGAUUUGCCCUCUUAUCAGUGGAACCAUUCGACGGCUUAUUGGCAUGAGACGCGAAUGUCGCGAAACCGCCGCUUUCCCACGUUCGCACGACACGACCUAAUCGGAUCACGAUCGGAAGCUUUUAAUCCCCAGGAGCCUGUAUGGGGUAAUCGUUUACGCGUGCCAGAGUUGCCGUGGCUGAGCGAUCACCAGAUCCAGGGUCAGAUUUUGUUUCCCUUCACCGGUGUAAUUUGUUCAGCGAUCGAAGCCAUGCGCCAGCUCGAGGAGGAAUGGGGCACCAUUGCAACCGUAUCGAGCUACCAACUGCGCGACAUCACCAUGUUGGAAUCCCUUGUCAUUCCAAAGGGUGACAAUGGAGUCGAGACGUCCUUGCAUUUCACAAAGAGGAAAGCGCAAGCAAAGACGCUGCGCGAACCCUGGUACGACUUCUCCUUGUAUUCCGUCACGAAUGACGUCUUUGUGGAACAUGGCUGUGGCAGUAUACGGGUUACUCGCAAAGAUGUUAUCACCGAAGUUGACGGCGGCACAGAGGCUGGGGAAGAAGUAAUGGCUUAUCGAAGGCGCUAUCGGCAAAACCACGCUGGCUGCACAAAAACAGUAUCUGGUAAGAGUCACUACGAGUACUGUGACAGUAUUGGCGUUUGCUAUGGCUCGACCUUUCAAGGAGUCAACGAAGUGCAUCACGAUAUGUCUACGGCUUGUUUUGAGGUCAAGGGCCUCUACUUCCCGUCCGCAAUGCCCAAGGGGAUUCAGAGCUCUUAUCUGAUCCAUCCGGCGAUGCUCGAUGCUCUCAUGCAGCCGAUUUUUGUCGCCGUCAGAAAUGCAUCUGAGAUUCCGAAGCAGACCUGGGUUCCCCUUAGCAUCGAUUCCUUGGACGUUUCGAGCGACUUUCCGCAAAAUAUCGAUACUCGUGUCCAUGGAACAUGCACGAGCUCAUUCGGUGGCCAGAACAGCUUGACAUUGGCCUUCAGUGUCGUGGCGUCGAGUUGCCCAUCACCUCAUCUGACGGACUUGGUGCGAAGAUCGCUGAUAGCUACUCCCGCAUCAUUUGGAAGCCAGAUUUUUGAACUUCUGGGCCCGUGUGAGCUCAAACAGUCCUUGUUGGCACCCAAAAAUGGACACUUGGCCGUCGACAUGGAGCGAUUUCUGAUGGAUGCUGAUCACGUUCUCGGAAAGAUGUGCGAGACCGCCGCCACAAAGUUUGCAUAUUUUCCCACGAGCGGUCUUCCUAUGCAUUUGCAAAAGUACUUACAGUGGAUGCGCACCCGCUAUCCUCAGACGCUUGACCAUCUCGAUGCUGGGAUCAGCACAACACAUAACGCCGGGAGUGCUUCAGAUCAAUUUAGCAACAUCUCAGAACUCGUUCAAGAGUUUUCCGCCAAGUAUCCCUCCGAUGGACCCCUUAUGCACCAUAUGCUUAAUUCCUUGGACGACGUUUUACGGCAAAAGACUACUCCCAUCGAAGCCAUGACGGCUAGCGAACACUUCACCAGAUUUUACAGGGAGGCGUACGGAAUGACUCGCAUUGAAACAGCUUUUCAGCGACUGUUUGAUCUGAUCGCUCACAAGAAGCCGGACUUGCACGUCCUCGAGGUUGGCGCCGGCACAGCAUCGACAACAUUGCCAAUACUGCAGGCCCUAAGCCAGGCGGACGACGGUCUCCCUCGAUUUGCCAAGUGGACGUUUACUGAUAUCUCUGCAGGAUGGUUCGACAGCGCCAGACGAGUGCUGAGCGACUGGCAGUCUCAUAUCGACUACAAGGUGCUCGAUAUCGAGCAUGAUCCCGUAGGGCAAGGAUUCGAGAGCGAAUCGUACGAUGUCAUGGUGGCUGUUAACGUAAUCCAUGCAACUAAAGAUAUUCGUCAAUCGCUUCGCCAUUGCCACCGCAUGUUGAAGCCCGAAGGCCAUCUCGUACUGGGUGAGAUCACGGGCGCACACGAUCUCGGCACCUUCGUGUUUGGGAUCCUCCCUGGGUGGUGGCUUGCUGAGGAUGGCCGACACAACGGGCCCCUGUUGCUACCGAAAGAAUGGGACGAGCAGCUCGAAGAGACGGGUUUCACCAGGGCCAGGGCCAUGGUGCAUGAUGGCGAUCAAGACAAUGUGCAUCGAAUGUCCAUGAUCGUGAGUCAAAAGACGAAUAUGACAACAGAUGCAAGGUCGAAGGACAUCUUGAUCAUUACUCCUACAGAGUAUUCGAACGGCAUCAAGCAUCUCGCCUCGAAUCUGGAGCAAUGCUUUGCAAAAUCUGGCGUGACCGCGAUCAUCAAAGGUUUGGACCAUGUCAGUCCUGCUUACCUCGAGGAGAAAACUUGCAUCUCGCUCCUGGAAAUUGAGACGCCUCUUCUGGACAACAUGGAUGCCACUCAAUUUCUGAAGCUGCAGACAAUAUUUGCACAUGCCAAGGAGCUGCUCUGGGUGGCCAAGUCAAAAGAUGCGGAUGGAUAUAAUCACCCCAGCUUUCGCAUCAUCUCCGGGCUCAUGAGGUGCCUGAAGAUGGAGGAUGCCACACGGAAGUUCAUGGAGAUGCACAUCGAAGACCCAGCAGCUCAAACUGCCGCCGCUCUGAGCCAAAUAAUCUUGUCCCGGCUUGCAAGCUGUUGGACAAAUCGCAAAGGUGUUGGAGAAAUAGAAACUGCACAGCGCCAGGGCACUCUCUGUAUUCCGCGCUAUGUCCCAGACACCAAACUGAACUCAAGCUUGGCCAGGGAGACUGGUAGGGAGGUGAAAGCCGUGACUAUGAAACUUUCCAACGUCAGAAAACCUUUGCGCUUGGUACUCGGAAAACCAGGACUUCUGGAGACUCUCCACUUUGUGGAUUUGGACGUACCAAAGGCUUUGGGGGACGACCAAGUCGAGAUCAAGGUCACCGCGUGUGGGCUGAACUUCCUCGACGUCUUAAUCGCUAUAGGUGAGAUUCACCGGGCCGCUUUUGGUCAUGAGGCUGUCGGGAUCGUGUGUCGCACAGGAGCCAAGGUUGAACAUGUGGCCACUGGCGAUCGAGUCGUGUGGAUGAGCCAAGGGUCGAUGCAGACCGAAGUUCGGGUGAGCGCAUCAUAUGUCCACCGUGCUCCGGCGCAUUUGACAGACGAAGAACUCGCCUCGAUCCCUGUUGCAUAUUGUACGGCGUAUCGAUGCCUCGUGGAAGUGGCACAUUUGCAAAAGGGGGAGAGUGUCCUCAUUCACGCAGCGGCUGGAGGUCUGGGUCAGGCUCUGAUCCAGGUGGCCAAGUCACUCGGCGCAAACAUAUUCUGCACGGUGAGCACCCAUACGAAAAAGGAAGCGGUUGUGGCAAUGGGUGUGGCUGCCGAACAAGUCUUCAGUUCACGCGACUUGACUUUUGAGAAGGGAAUCAAGCGUACCACGAAUGGGAAGGGUGUCGACGUCGUGGUGAACUCACUUGCAGGAGAGGCUUUGCGACGGUCCUGGUUUUGUCUAUCGUCAUACGGACGCUUUAUCGAAGUCGGCAAGAGAGACAUCCUGGGCAACAGCAAACUCGACAUGAGUCCUUUCCUUCGAAAUGCUACCUUUGCAGCAGUAAACCUCGAACCCAUGAUGGAUCAACCGGAAGAAAUCCGCAGACUUAUGGAUCGAGUAUUCUCUCUGUUGAAGCAGAGUACGAUUGGCCUCAUUCGGCUAAUCACCGUCUAUGACUUUGGCAAUGCGGAGAGAGCGUUUCGAGACAUGCAGCGAGGGACCCAUCUAGGAAAACUUGUACUGCGUUUCACGACUGAGUCGAUAGCACCUGUCAAGCUGCAGACACCCUUCACUUGGACCCUGGAUUCAGAAGCAACAUAUCUACUGGUCGGUGGUCUUGGAGGGCUGGGCCGAGCGCAAGCAGAAUAUAUGGUUCAACAUGGAGCACGUUACCUUGCCUUCAUUUCUCGCUCAGGCAAAGCCGGGAAAGAAGCCAGUGACCUCAUCACCCGCUUGGUCGCCGCCGGGGUUAGCGCGAAGACAUAUGCGUGCGAUGUUGCCCAAAGAGACGAGCUUACUGCGGUACUGGAAGAUAUCGCCUCGACGAUGCCACCCAUUCGUGGCGUGGUCCAGGGCGCCAUGGUGCUCCAGGAUACCGUUUUCCACAAAAUGACCUUUGAGCAAUGGGUCAAGGCUACGAGGCCUAAAAUACAAGGCAGCUGGAACUUGCACGAGCUUCUUCCUAAAGAUCUUGACUUUUUUGUGAUGCUAUCGUCGCUGGCCGGCAUCAUAGGUGCGAUAUCGCAAGCAAACUAUGCGGCAGGAAACACAUGUCAGGACCAGCUUGCAUAUUACCGCCGGUCGAAAGUUCUGCCGGCAGUGAGCCUUAAUCUCGGGGCCAUCGAAGGAAUAGGUUACGUGGCAGAAAACAAGAGUGUUGCGGUGGGAGCGUCUCGCAUGCCCCCGAUGCCAAAGGCGCAGUUCUUCCACAUGCUCGGCUGUGCCAUGGCGGGAAUGUCUGACAGUGACGAGCCAACGAGUGAACAAAUCCUUAGCGGUACCGGAAGCGGCGGCCGACUGCAAGAGAUGCAGAAAGAGUCUCCGCAUGCCGAUUUGCCUUUCCUCCGGAUGCUGGCGCCUUUCGCUCUCUUGAAGCGCUUUGGCACAGAAUCUCUGCAAAAGCAAGAAAUCGACACUGGAGCUGGAAUGCAAGACAGCUCUGCUCUGCUGGCAACAUGCGACUCUCUGGACGAGGCAAGCAUUGUAGUACAGAAAUUGCUUGUGGGCAAAAUCGCGAGCAUCAUUUCGUUAUCGGAGACGGACAUCGACACGGCUUUGCCCAUCAGCUCGUAUGGUGUCGAUAGCCUGAUCGCCGUGGAGUUACGCAACUGGAUAUCCUCACAACUUCAUAGUGACAUUAGCAUAUUUGAGCUGACUAGUACUGUCGCCAUUCACGAACUGAGCAGGAAGAUAGCACGGCUCAUUGUGGCAUGCGAAGGCAGCCGGUCAGAGCUACCACUUUCUAUUCGAGCCACUAGGUUCGAAAAGGAGGUAGGCCGGAAGCUAUAUCAUGACCAUGCUGUAGAGAGAGCGUUACGGUGUCAAAUUUUGCAUGGCACAUAG
Messenger RNA from Cercospora beticola, 7689 nucleotides. RefSeq names its product type I polyketide synthase. Gene Ontology annotation, molecular function: phosphopantetheine binding; zinc ion binding; oxidoreductase activity. The record is from RefSeq and is a predicted model, not a curated record. NCBI's taxonomy places the organism in Eukaryota, Fungi, Ascomycota, Dothideomycetes, Mycosphaerellales, Mycosphaerellaceae. Gene Ontology annotation, biological process: fatty acid biosynthetic process; secondary metabolite biosynthetic process.